This is a messenger RNA of Dentiscutata erythropus, 155 nucleotides long. The record is from the annotation of a GenBank genome assembly. NCBI's taxonomy places the organism in Eukaryota, Fungi, Glomeromycota, Glomeromycetes, Diversisporales, Gigasporaceae.
AAGUAACUAAAGCAAACAAAUUGGACUUGGAGAGUGUAAAUGAAUAUACAUAUUCAUUAGUUGAGACUGAAGAAGAUGAGUCUGAUUUGGAGAGCAAAUAUGAAGAUGCAGAAUUUAUAUUUUCAUUAGACAAAAAUCAGAACUUUAAAUCUUGA